Molecule: messenger RNA, 4769 nt
Organism: Malus domestica (apple)
Lineage: Eukaryota; Viridiplantae; Streptophyta; Magnoliopsida; Rosales; Rosaceae
Product: COP1-interactive protein 1
Source: RefSeq, a predicted model, not a curated record
CUCUGCCCGCUCACUCGUAUUUAUAUAGUUGGAAUCUCUCUCUCUCUCUCGCUACUCCUCUGCCCUUUUCAUUUUGUUUUUUCACCUUCAUAGUCCUCAUCACCUUCCUCCAAAAUCCUAAUCGCUCCAUUUGUUCUUCGUCUGUCGAGAAAAAACAACAAAAAAAGCUUCCCAGAAAUAUCAGGAGAAUCCGAUCAAAACUUCAUUAGAUUUUGUUAGAUUAGCCACCGACGAGUCUGAUGAAGUUGUUGUUCUAAAAUCACAGGGAAGCAAGUGGGGUAGGUGAAAAUUUGGUAAAAUAUGGAAGAAGCACAAGUGAUUCCCGAAACCCCGAUGAAGGUUGCUGAUGAUGCCGAGACUACAGAUGCCGAAGCGAUCAAGGUAUCGAAUGGGGAAGUGCCUCCGGUUGAAAAAGAAAGGAGGAAUGAAGAGGAGGAAGCAACCUUUGAUGGAGAGUUCAUAAAAGUUGAGAGAGAAUCGAUAGAUGUGAAGGAUGGUUCUCAUGCUGCUGAAACAGCGUUGGUGGAGGACGACAAGCCAUCUGUUAUUGAGAGAAGCUCGAGCAGUUCGAGCAGAGAAUUGCUAGAAGCGCGGGAGAAGUUGAGUGACCUUGAGGUUGAAGUCGAAAGGUUGGCUGGUGCAUUGAAGCAUUCCGAAUCAGAGAACUCUGAGCUGAAGCAUGAGGUCUUGCUUACGAAGGAGAAGCUGGGAGAAAGCGGAAAGAAGUAUGAAGAGCUCGAACUCACUCAUAAGAAAUUGCAAGAGCAAAUCACUGAAGCCGAGGAGAAAUACAGUUCGCAGCUCAAUGUUUUGCAAGAGGCAUUGCAAGCUCAAGAAGAAAAGCACAAGGAUCUGAUCGGGGUGAAGGAAUCGUUUGAUGGUCUCAAUCUUGAGCUUGAAAGCUCGAGAAAGAGGAUGCAGGAAUUGGAGCAAGAGCUGCAGAGUUCUGCCUGCGAGGUGCAAAAGUUUGAGGACCUGCACAAGCAAAGUGGUUCACAUGCUGAAUCUGAGACAAAGAGGGCCUUGGAGUUCGAGAAAGUGCUCGAAGCAACAAAGUUGAGUGCGAAAGAGAUGGAAGAUCAGAUGGCUUCGAUACAAGGAGAACUCAAGGGCCUGUAUGAAAAGAUUGCCGAAGAUGAAAAAGUCAAAGAAGCACUCAGUUCUACCGCUGCCGAGCUUUCUGCUGUCCAAGAAGAGCUGGCUCUAUCAAAGUCUCAAGGCGUGGACCUGGAGGAGAAACUCUCGGCUAAGGAAGCUCUGAUAAAUGAACUGACUGAGGAAUUGAGCCUGAAAAAGGCCUCGGAAUCUCAAGUGAAGGAAGAUAUUUCCGCUCUUGAAAAUCUGUUUGCCUCAACUAAAGAAGAUCUUCAAGCAAAGGUUUCUGAAUUGGAAGAAAUCAAGUUGAAGCUACAGGAGGAAUGGAGUGCCAAGGAAUUAGUUGAAGCCGCACGAAAAACUCAAGAAGAACGGGCCGUAGCUGCACAGGAGAAUUUGGCAAUAGUAACCAAAGAAAAAGAAGCUCUGGAAGCAGCUGUGGCAGAUCUCACCGGUAAUGUGCAGCUGAUGAAGGAGCUGUGCAGUGAUCUCGAAGAAAAAUUGAAGCUUUCGGAAGAGAACUUCGGUAAAAAAGAUGAUCUUUUGUCUCAAUCUUUGUCAAACAAUGCCGAGCUUGAACAGAAGUUGAAGUCGCUGGAAGAGCUCCAUAAGGAAUCAGAAACUGCUUUUGCAACUGCUACUGAAAAGAAUCUUGAACUUGAAGCAAUUAUUCAAGCUUCAAAUGCAGCAGCGGAGGAGGCAAAAUUGCAACUGAGAGAGCUCGAGACGCGCUUUAUAGCUGUAGAACAAAAGAACGUAGAGCUUGAGCAACAGUUAAAUGCGGUAGAGCUGAACCGAGGAAUUGCUGAGAGUGGUCUGGAAGAAUUCUCUCAAAAAAUAUCUGCACUCAAUACUACAUUGAGCGAGGUCGAGGAAGAAAAGAAACAGCUGACCGGUCAGGUGCAAGAAUACCAAGAGAAGAUAGGCCAGCUGGAAUCUGAGUUAAACCAGACAACUUUGCAAUAUUCAGAGCUUCAGGAGGAACUGAAGACUGCCUCCGAGAAAUGUGCUGAACAUGAGGGCCGGGCCAGUGAACACCAUCAGCGAAGCCUCGAACUUGAAGAUUUGGUCCAAAUUUCUCAUACCAAAGUGGAGGAUACUGGUAAAAAGGUGAGCGAGCUGGAGUUAAUGCUUGAAACAGAGAAGUACAGAAUUCAAGAACUCGAGGAACAAAUAACUGCGUUGGAAAAGAAAUGUCAGGAUGCAGAAGCAGAUUCUAAGAAUUAUUCUAACAAGGUAUCUGAACUUGCCUCUGAACUCGAGGCAUUCCAAGAAAGAACAUCUAGCCUUGAAGUUGCACUGCAAGCGGCCAACGAAAAGGAAAGGGAGUUGUUUGAAGCCUUGAAUGUUGCCACAGAAGAGAAGAAAAGGUUAGAGGAUGCAUCGAGUAGUUUUACUGAGAAGUUUUCCGAAUCAGAAAACUUGGUGGAGGUCUUGAGAGAUGAAUUGAAGAUGACUCAAGAGAAAUUGGAAAGCAUUGAAAAUGAUCUUAAUGCUGCUGGAAUCAGAGAAGGCGAGGUCACAGCGAAACUCAAAUCUGCCGAGGAGCAACUGGAGCAACAAGGCAAAGUAAUAGAGGAAACAGCGUCGAAGAACUCAGAACUUCAAGCGCUACAUGAAACCCUAGUGAGGGAUUCAGAGAUCAAACUUCAAGAAGCAUUAGGGAGCUUCACUAACAGGGAUGCUGAGGCAAAUUCUCUGCUUGAGAAACUAAAGGUUCUUGAAGAUCAGGUGAAGGUUUAUGAAGAGCAUCUUGCUGAAGCAGAGCGGAAAUCUGCAUCGUUGAAAGAAGAGCUGGACAACAGCUUGGCUAAAUUUGCAUCUUCAGAAAGUACAAAUGAAGAACUCAGAAAACAGAUCUUGGAAGCAGAAAACAAAGCUUCUCAGACCCUCUCAGAAAACGAAAUGCUAGUUGAGACGAAUGUUCAGCUGAAAUGCAAGAUUGAUGAAUUGCAGGAAUCUUUGAAUGCUGCUCUAUCUGAAACUGAAGUCACUACAAGAGAACUUGUUUCGCACAAGAGCACUGUUGAAGAAUUAACAGAUAAGCACUCGAGAGCCUUAGACCUUCAUUCUGCUUCCGAAGCCCGCAUUGUGGAAGCAGAGACGAAAUUGCAAGAAGCCAUUGGAAGAUUCAGUCAGAGAGAUUUGGAAGCUAAUGAAUUGCUCGAGAAGCUAAAUGCCCUACAAGGCCAAGUAAAAUUGUAUGAAGAGCAAGUUCGAGAAACAUCUGCGGUUUCUGAAACCAGAAAUGCGGAGCUGGAAGAGAGUCUAUCAAAGCUGAAGAAUCUGGAGAAUAUUGUUGAGGAACUGCAAACCAAGUCAGCUCACUUUGAAGAGGAGAGCGGAAAACUAGCUGAGGCAAAUAUAAAGCUUACAGAGGAUGUGUCUACAUACGAGUCCAAACUAAGUGACCUUGAAGCAAAAUAUUCUACUGCAGUUGUUGAGAAGGACGAAACAGUUGAACAACUUCAGGCUGCAAAAAGGACCAUUGAAGAUUUAAUGCAGCAGCAUUCUUCUGAAGGGCAGAAACUACAAUCUCAGAUAUCUUCGGUUAUGGAUGAGAACAGCCUGCUUAAUCAAGUGCAUCAAAAUACUAAGAAGGAACUCCAGCAAGUGAUAUCCGAGCUUGAAGAACAGCUCAAAGAACAAAAAGCAGGAGAAGCUGCUUUAAAAUCUGAGAUUGAAAAUCUCAAGGCUGAGGUUGCUGAGAAGCCUUUGUUGCAGAAUUCUCUCAAGGAACUCGAAGAGAAAUUGGUGAAAACUGAAGCUCAACUGCAAAAAGAGGUUGAAAGCAUUAAGGCGGCUGCGGCCGAAAGAGAGGCAGAGUUGACUUCAAAGUUGGAGGAUCACGCGCAUAAGGUCCAUGACAGAGAUUUAUUGAAUGAACAAGUCACAAAACUCCAUAGCGAGUUACAACUUGCUCAUGCCACUGUUGCUGAAAAGAAAGAAGCAGAUUCUCAAAAGGACCUGGAACGAGAAGCAUCGUUGAAGCGUUCCCUUGAAGAACUUGAAGCUAAGAAUAAAGAAAUCGCACUUCUAGAUAAGCAAGUCAAGGAGCUCGAGCAAAAACUGCAGCUGGCAGAUACCAAAGUAACAGAAAGGAUCAUGUUGCAGGGUGAUGGAGGCAGUGUAGCCGGACUGGAAGUGAAAUCCAGGGACAUUGGAUCAACCGUUUCAACUCCAUCGAAAAGGAAGAGCAAGAAGAAGUCAGAAGCAACACCUGUUCAAACCUCAUCAUCUUCAGAUAUCCAUACACAUACUGCCGAGGCUUCCCCAAUGAUGAGCGUUAAGUUCAUCGUGGGAGUGGCUGUGGUUUCUGCGAUCAUCGGCAUCAUUCUUGGGAAACAGUACUAGAUUACAUAUUUAUGUUUUUGGGUUUGACCGUCAGGUUUUGGUUGAUUACUUCGUUAAUUGUUUCGCUUGUUAUUAAUUUUGCACAGGAAGAUUGAAGGCCUUGUUUUUAUGCUUUCAAGCUUGGUUUUUUGAGAGGUUGUUGGUCAGGGAAUUUAUUUUAGUUCCUAUCCCCUUGGCAGUUUGCAAAGCAAAACACAGAUGAUUCAUGUGUUAUUUAAGUUGUAUUUAGUUUUUAUACUGGGUUGCAGGUGCUUUCGGAUAUAUAAGAAUUUGUGCGUUUGUUACUAUGAAAAGGAGAGGACGAUCUCGGUUGUUUGUGA